This is a messenger RNA of Apis mellifera (honey bee), 1791 nucleotides long. RefSeq names its product piggyBac transposable element-derived protein 4. Bases 844 to 1728 code for a protein of 294 amino acids. NCBI's taxonomy places the organism in Eukaryota, Metazoa, Arthropoda, Insecta, Hymenoptera, Apidae. The transcript has 2 exons. The record is from RefSeq and is a predicted model, not a curated record.
AUUUAUUUACACAGAAUAUUUAUAAAAAUAUUAAAUAUCUUUGGAAGAUAAAUUCUAGAUAUCAAAAUGAUGAAAAAAGUUCACAUAUACACAUGUAAUAAGAUUUAAUUAAUAGAUUAUAAUGUUUACAUUAACUACUUUGGUACGAGCGUCGACUAUAGUCGACGGCCACAGAUGACCCCAUACAACCGAGCGUCGACUAUAGUCGACAGCCAGGAAUUUUAUCUUAUCUUUGCAGUUGGGGAGUAUUCGUUCGCAUAAUUUUAGUUUCGCUCAGUCCAUCGCUCAACACGGUUCUGUGACGUUUUUAUAUGUGUAAAAUAGGAGUUAUUAUAUUUAAUUCUUUUUAUAUUUUAAAGAAAUAAAUAAAAGCGCUUUUAAUUCAUGGACCUAUAAUGAAUUCUGAUACAUCAUCAAGUGAAGACAGUAUCGUUUUUAGACGCAUAAAUGUUAAGUCAAAAAGAAAGAGAGCAAUAAUUCUGUCGUCGGAUUCAGAAGUAGAAGAAUUAACUGCAAAAAACAAAGAACUAAAUACGUGGUCGCGUGCAAACUUGAAUCCACACAUACACACGUUUAUUGAUGAAGAUUGUGGAAUUAAGGCAGAAAAUAUUAAAGACACAUUUAAUGUUUUGGAUUAUUUCCAAAUAUUUUUUUCGGAGAAUUUAGUAGGAGAUAUUGUAAAUACCACAAAUAGUUACUAUCGACACUUAUCAUCAAAUAACAUUUCUUCUUCGUUGAAAAAUUGGUCCGAUACAACCAUAAAUGAAAUGUUUACUUUUUUUGCGUUAACGCUUACAAUGUCGCGUAUGAAAAAAUUAUCUAUAAAAGAGUAUUGGACUACUCAUGAUGUGCUUAAAACCGAUAUAUUUAACAAAUAUAUGUCGCGAGAUAGAUAUACAAUAUUAUACAAUAAAGAUGCUUUACUUUAGCGACAAAAAAUCUGAAAGGUCAAAAGAUCGACUAGCAAAAAUUCGGGGUCUUUUUGAUAAACUGCGUGAAAUAUUUAAAAAAUCAUUUUCUCCAUUCAGGAAUUUAUGCAUUGACGAGAGUCUGUUACUUUUUAAGGGACGAUUAUUUUUCAAACAUUAUAUACCAUCGAAGAGAAACAGGUUUGGGAUAAAAUCAUUUGUAUUGUGCGAUUGUUCAACGGGAUACGUUUUAGAUGUAAUUGUUUACACCGGCUCAACAUCCGAGAUGCAAGCAUUUUCUGCAAAAUUGGGUAAAGCUGGCAAUAUUGUUGCAACAUUGAUGCAACCUUAUUUAGGAAAAGGCCAUCAAUUAUUCGUAACUGGUAUCUAUAACUGGUAUUCGAGUCGAAUCAUUAGUACGAUUUCAUGCACAAGAAAAACACUGAAAUGGUACAAGAAAUUCUUUUUUCAUUUACUAGAUAUUUCAAUAUGGAAUGCGUAUUGUUUAUAUAAAUUUAAUACGAAAAAGAAUAUAUCAAUGUCUGAUUAUUAUUUAGCGUUAAUAACAGAACUUUUAAAGCAAUACUCGGAAUCGCGAAAAUACAACUCUGAUACUCCAUCAGCAUAUCUUAUGCGUUUUAAGGAAAGACAUUUUCCAGCGCUGUACAGUAGUGAUAAAACAAAAAGGCAAAAUCCAAUGAGAAGAUGUAUUGUGUGUUCAAUGGAUAACAAAAGACGUAGUACUAGAUAUUAUUGUAAACAAUGCAAUGUUGGCUUAUGUGUAGUCCCAUGUUUCGAAAUGUAUCACACCGAACAAUAACAUUUAUUGUGAUAUUUAAAAACUUAUAAUAUGAAUAAAAUAAAACAAUAAUUUUAAGUUAAA